CCUAACCAUGAUGUCAUGACCAUCAUACCUUGCGGUGGUCGGAGGAGGUCGUCCUUUGACAUUUGUGGGGGCAAAUAUUUAGUAUUCGGAAGAUUUCCCGGGAUUUUCGUUGUUUAUUCGAUGGUUUAAGGAAGUGACCAUGGCGGGAGACCUUCCUAGUAUAUCGUACAUGGCGCUGUAUAUAGUUUCAGCGAGCGUUGUAACGGACUCGCGCUCGGCGACCCACUGGAGGUUGGACCAAGAACGGGGGCUGGUCAGGCCGGCAGGGACAGAAGACGUCUCCGAUCUCUUAGUAGGGGAGGGCGAAACCACAGACCCGCUUCUUGGCAUCUUAACAAGAAAUACUCAAAGUCCCUGGGAGGAUUCGAACCCGGGAGCGAUAGACGGAGCCUGUAGCACAUGUGGAAAGUUCGGAUCUGGCAGAAUUAGUGGACAAGAAAGAUUGUUAAAACUUGAAUCAGAAACGACGAUCCUGACCUGUGGUGAUGCAGUAAACGAAACGCAGUACGACCACCUGGACGGCAUCGCACAACGACACAAGCACAAGUCCCACCCAGAACCCGAGGUCGCCAUGAUCUUCAAGAAAACAGAAGGGGACGAGAUUGACAUGAACGCUCUAGAACAAAAUCUGAGGAUGACCCUUGAUGAGAAUCCCAAGUCGAUAGCCGUGUACAACCAGAUAGGGAACUUCUUCCGAAUACGCGGGAACACCUUCUCAGCCAUAGAAUGCUUCCGGAAGGCGUUGUCUCUGUCGCCUAGCAACCCGGACAUCCUGCUGAACCUGGCGCGAGUGUUGUUUAACCUCCAGUAUCUGGACGACGCCAUCCACCUGACCAGACGGUCGCUGGAACUACAGCCUCCGGGACAGAACUGUUGGCUGCAUCAUUUUACACUGGGUGAAAUACUAAAAGCAUACGGGAACUACCACGAGGCCAGUAUCCACUUCAGACAUGCCCUGGACUUAAAUCCUUCCUUCCUACCUGCCAGGGCCCACCUACAGUCGCUGGCCAACCCCCAGACCUCCUCAGCAACGGUAUACACUGCAGUCAUCAUCAGCUGCCUGAUCGUGGGGGUGCUGAUCUGUUUAUGGCACAGCCUGGACAUCUGCCAUCACACGUGCGGAAGCCCCACCAGGAAGACCCUCCGAACGGUCGACUGGGACCGCAGCCGAAUCUCUAUACCCUCCCGCGUGAUACGCUUCAAAAAAGUUUGACCGAAAAAAUUAAAACUUCCGUGUUAAAAAAGCCAUAUUCUUGACCAACUCAAUGGUACCACUGAAUGAUUUUGGUACUGAAAAAAUAGACAAUGUUGUCGCCCAGAAAGCGACACCUCCAACUGAAAAAGAUGGAUGAAACUUCGUUUUUCACGAUAUGUAAAUUGCAUGGAACUUCUUAAAAAAAGGUGGUGAAACAUGACUGUCCUUCAACAGUGAGUUUACAAGUGCUGUUUGAGAUUAGACAACCUACAUGUAUCUAUAGACAAGAUGGGCAAAUGUUUUGUUGUUUUGUAACAGAAGUAUUUCUGAAUGGCUACCUCUACAAGGAAGUCGUUUAUAGGACUCUUAAGUUUCCUAUUGCAGUGGAAAAUGACAAGACUUGUUAUGAAUGUUGAUGAAAGCAGGUUGAAAAAAAUCCUGGACUGCAGUAUGGUUAAGGGCCAGUAGAGGUCUCUGUUUUGCAUAUGUAGGUCGAAAACCACAUGGUCAAUUUGUGAAACAUAACAGUUACCUAACCCUUCUCAGUUUCAACCACACCCAUCUUUGUCAUUACAAUAGUGCCAGUAUUUUUGUUCACAAAUUUGUUGCAAACUUUUUACCCACUGAAAUAUAAGGUGACCACUAGUACAUGAAACGGCAAAACCUGGGGUCUAGAUCACCUUGAACAUUUGUAGUCCAUUGUUUAUUCUAAUUUUAACUGAAAGUUUUAUGAUUUGAAAAUAUAUAUAUAUUGUUCAGUUGCAAAGAUGUUUGUUGAGAGAGCAUGAGGACUUAUUACCAGUAUUUAAUGUGAAAAAAAAGGAAUAAAAGUACUGUUGUUGGUUCCUUGUA
Branchiostoma floridae (Florida lancelet) is the source of this 2047-nucleotide messenger RNA. RefSeq lists its product as uncharacterized. The transcript has 5 exons. Gene Ontology annotation, biological process: actin filament polymerization. The record is from RefSeq and is a predicted model, not a curated record. Gene Ontology annotation, cellular component: actin cytoskeleton; cytoplasm. The coding region runs from base 140 to 1213 and encodes 357 amino acids. Gene Ontology annotation, molecular function: protein binding. NCBI's taxonomy places the organism in Eukaryota, Metazoa, Chordata, Leptocardii, Amphioxiformes, Branchiostomatidae.